CUCCAACUUUCACUUCCUCCUCAAUUGCCCACUGAAUUGCGCAACUUCCUUCCAACCAAUCUCUCACCAAUCCUCCAGUGUGCAACCAAGCAAACAGCCGGGUGUCACACACACAUACAGAGCCAAAGGGGAUCUCCCCCUCACACCGUCUUCUCUCUCAUCCUCUCUUCCAUCCCUCCUCCUCUUCACCUCAUCACCAUCCCACCUCGGCCGAGCGCUCGAGGAUCCUACAAAAAUGUCGAACUACGAGACGGAGCACAACACGACCGACCCGGCCCUCGACAACAACACCACUCGCCGCCGUCGUCCCGACAUGUCCACUUUCUUCGCAACACUCGAAGAGAUCACCCCAGCCCCCGAUCACCGUCCCCAUGCUGUCCCGGUCCCGGGAGAUGUGAGCGCAGCUUUUUACUCGCUCGCAGAAGCCUUUGAGGUUAUGCGCCGCCAGGCAUCUGCUAUGCUCUCCGAGACCGGGGCCAGCACGGAUGGCGCCAGCAGUGAUGAUCUCCUGUCACAGAUGAUUCAGACUCUGCUUGCCGAAGCGGAUACUCCUCCCCGCGAGGUCGAGGGAGUGAGCGACGAAUUCUGCGAUAUGCUCGAACGUGUCCCCAAGGCAUCCCUCGACCCCUCCCAAACCUGUCCCAUUUGCAACAACCCGUUCCUCGAAGACGAGUAUCCCCUUGUGGUCCAGCUUCCCUGCCACCCCACCCACCUAUUCGACCUGGAAUGCGUGCGCCCAUGGCUCCGACUGCGGGGCACUUGCCCUCUCGACCGGGCUGACUUUGCUAAGCAGUUGCGGGAGAAGGCUGAGGAGCGCAGGAAGCUCGCGGAACAGGAUGACGAGGAGGAAUGGGAUGGCAUGUACGGUUGAAUUGCCUCGGAUGAAGAGGUGGAUUUGGCCCGAUCUGGCGUUUACGCAUGCAAUAAUGAUGCAUUUUCACGAAGGGCGAUGAGCGUUUUUAUCUAACGCCUAUGAAGGAUACAUACUUCAAUGAAUGCAUGAUGAUACCCACCUCGGUAUGACGGUCCCUAAUUUAGUUCCGGAAGUACAGCUCUCUAUCUUGCUACGCGGUGGAGAGGUUAAAUUCAAGAAAUGGAUUUGUAGAUUUCUCUAAACAGAGA
Penicillium subrubescens is the source of this 1122-nucleotide messenger RNA. RefSeq lists its product as uncharacterized. The coding region runs from base 236 to 871 and encodes 211 amino acids. The transcript has 3 exons. NCBI's taxonomy places the organism in Eukaryota, Fungi, Ascomycota, Eurotiomycetes, Eurotiales, Aspergillaceae. The record is from RefSeq and is a predicted model, not a curated record.